Molecule: messenger RNA, 2721 nt
Organism: Aspergillus mulundensis
Lineage: Eukaryota; Fungi; Ascomycota; Eurotiomycetes; Eurotiales; Aspergillaceae
Exons: 4
Coding region: 1-2721 (906 amino acids)
Cellular component (GO): microtubule organizing center
Source: RefSeq, a predicted model, not a curated record
AUGGAGACUCCAACGCAGCGAGGCACUGACAUGUCGUGGCUACAGGAUGCGUCUCCAGUGGUCAAUACCCCGCGCACGCCUCAGAGAGCAAGGUCACACACUCCGGAACCCAACUCUUCAACAAUCGUGAAUCCCUCCUCCGCCCUUCUACAAGACCUGCUCAAGGAACAACGCGCAUCACGAGGAGCCCGGACUGGCGGGUUGGAAGAAUUGGAGGACAGCCCAAGGCGCACGCCGGAGUGGUGCCAAACCCAAACCCAAUCUCAGUCUCAGUCUCAAACCCGAACCAACUCCCAGGAAGAACCGGGCUCCGAAAAACAGCAAAACACAAAGAUGUCAUCGCAUGGUAGUGUCAGACGGCCCCCGGAAAUGGGAGUCCGAGAAACGGACCAGUAUAUCUCGAAAAUCAGCAAACAGAACUUCGACCUGAAGCUGGAGAUAUUCCAUCGUGUGCAGCAGUUAUUCGCGCUAGAGAAGAAGUUGGAACGAAUGCAAGAACUAGAGGACGAGCUCGAACGUAUGCGUGGACUGGAGGACGAGGUACAGGAGCUCAGGGCCGCCGAGGAAGAUAACCAGAGACUCCGAGAGUCGAACGAGCAGCUACGACAAGAGAUUGACAAACGAGACCAAGCUGUUACCGAAGCCGUGGAGCUCAUCUGUCAAUUGGAGGCCAGGGUGGAGGAGCUUGCGAUGGACAAGAAUGACCCUCGCUCUUCGACCUCACACCUUCCGUAUGAUGAAUCGGGAGUUGCGACGCCCAGAAACUCUGCUACCCCUGAUAUUCCGGAAAGAACGUCAUCUAGGCGCGGUAUUAGACAGUCGGAACGCCGCCGAGUCUCAUCGGGAUCCCGUAUACUCCAGCGCGCGCCGUCCUUCCUGCUUGAGGAGAGCAAGAGCACAGCCGUCCUACGCAGUUUAUAUGUCGAUACGGACGAUCAUCCUGUUCCUGUACCGACCCCGAUCCCUAAAUCCGAAAGCAUGAAUUCUAUGACUGAGACAAUCGAGCCCGAGUCACCGAGACUGAGUGCUUUGAGCGAGUGCAGCGAGCUAAAUAUUGACGAUACUCCAAUUUCGGAAGAUGGGUACGACAAGAUUGACAUUCCAGUACGCCUGAAAGAAACAAGCACUCAAUGCACGAAUCUCUCUUCUGUCACUUUGCGCAUGGCUGAUGCUGAUAUCGUCCAUGUAAAUCGAUGGCUUCCUGAGGAAGCAGAUGAGGCUCCAAAAGCUGAAACUACACGGCGAAAGACUCGACGCUUGUCAGACGUAUUCAAAGAGCCCCAGUCAUCAAGUCCAAGUAGCUCCAGCCGCAAGUCGAAGAUAGAGAGUAUCUUUGGAAGCGCGCGACUUCCCCAGACGCCAGACACAAUGACAACCUCCUACCCGGCAUGGGCCAACAGCUCAUCUAACAGUACGAUUGCAGACAAAAGCCAGUCCGACCUGCGACAUUGCCUGACCCGACCACGAUCUGCUGAUGAGCUAACAGCCAGGCGAAGCUCCAUUACCAUCGAACCCAGAGAAAGCAUGGACAUAAAUCUAAGCAAAGUCACAUUCCCCCGGCCCACUCUUCACGAAGGAGACGAGGACCCUGCGAUUUUCCCUCUGAACAGCAUCCAGCCCCGUUAUGAUCAUUCUACCACUAAUCAUACAAUUUACUCCGACCACUUCGAAAGGGUUCUUGCCAGGAUGGAUAAGGACUAUUACUCUCCAUCCAGGCCAACUACCCGUGAUGGAACAACAAGUUUAGGAUCUUCGCCGCCAUCAAUGACCGCCGACGAUUGGAUCGAGGCUGCCCGUCCCGGCACAAGAAACCGGACAGGUCCUGUUCCUGUCAACUCUCGGCUAGUAGGCGCACGCGCGCCCAGCCAAUCCUCAUUUCUGGGCCGCCGACACAGCAUUGAUUCCGCCGUCCGAGAACCAACCCUACCUAUUAUACAAACAAUCAACCUGCGCGCUUUAGAGGACGAUGGUGCUCCAGCUGCAGCAACAGAGCCCGAGCCGGAGCCACGUCGCAGAAUCAGCCUCCUCCCACAUUUCUUCAACCGCUCCUCCAACGCGCGCCGCCUUCAACCCUCCCCCAUUUCCGACUCCGAUAAGGACGACGGCGCUCCAUCGCCAGUCAUCCGCAAGACAAGGAACCAACCGCCGCGAGCUCACCGACCACUGUCCGGCGUCGGACAAACGGGCGAUUUCUCUGCCUCCGCCAGACCAACAGACGCAGAAGACAGCGGCAUGUCGCGUUCCUUCACGGAAGGGAACCUCUUCAGCAGCUCUCUCAACUCACCAUCAUCAUCAACAACUAGGCCCUCAUCAUCCAAUGGCGGCAAAGACCAGCACAAGCGCCGCGGAUCCCUCGGCAUCUUCGGCUGGAUGAAGGGCGCCAGCGCUGGCUUGGGCUCGUCACUAAAGAAGUCGGACGUGCCGCCGCAAACGCAAACUUCAACGUCCUCGUCCAAAAAACCCGAGUCUCCAGUAACGCCGACAAUAACACCUUCAGUGUCUGCCUCUACAGGUACAGCUGUGCGCGCCUCUUCCCGCCUCGCGGCAUACGAUAAUGCUACACUCGCCGCGGCGGACCCUCCCAGAAAGCACGCUGAAGCGGCCACAGAGGAGUCCGCCACUUUCGCAACCCGAACGAGGCACCCAACGCGCACUGACGAGCUCGCUGACGAGCAGGGACGUCGUCCGCGUUACAUGGAGCGCCGGUCAAGACGGACCUGA